This is a messenger RNA of Racocetra persica, 135 nucleotides long. Lineage: Eukaryota; Fungi; Glomeromycota; Glomeromycetes; Diversisporales; Gigasporaceae. The record is from the annotation of a GenBank genome assembly.
ACAUUGGAGGAGGAUGAAUCAGAGGAGGAUGAAUCAGAGAAGGAUGAAUCGGAGGAGAAUGAAUUGAAGAAGGAUGAAUUAGAGGAGGAGGAAGAUGAAUUAGAGGAGAAGGAUGAAUUAGAGGAGGGAGGAUAA